Messenger RNA from Striga asiatica, 1815 nucleotides. The record is from the annotation of a GenBank genome assembly. NCBI's taxonomy places the organism in Eukaryota, Viridiplantae, Streptophyta, Magnoliopsida, Lamiales, Orobanchaceae.
AAUAUCAUACAAUUUAAUUUCAGACAUUUCAUACUAAUAUAAAAUCAUCUACUUUAUACCAUAAANCUUUUUUUCUCUUUCCCCCGAUCCCAAAUCCCCCCUUCUUCACAUACAUCCACAAUCUCAUCAUUCUAAAGGAGGGGGUCCUUUUUUCGUUUUCCCUUUUCUCACAAUGGCGGCCGACGAGAGCAACAAGAAGUACAUCACGUCAGACGAGCUCAAGAAACACAACAAACCCGACGACGCGUGGCUCUCGAUCCAGGGCAAGGUCUACGACGUGUCUGGCUGGCUCAAGGACCACCCAGGCGGAGACAUCCCCAUCCUCAACCUCGCCGGCCAAGACGUGACCGACGCCUUCAUCGCCUUCCACCCGGGCUCCGCGUGGGCCCACCUCGACCGCUUCUUCACCGGAUUCCACCUCCAAGACUUCCGCGUCUCCGAAGUCUCCCGGGACUACCGCACCCUCGUCAACCGCUUCGUGAAGUCCGGCAUGUUCGAGAAGAAGGGCCACGGCGUAAUCUACUCCCUCUGCUUCAUCUCCGUCUUGUUUGCCGCCUGCGUGUACGGUGUCCUCUACUCUGACAGCUUCGCGGCCCACAUGGCAUCCGGCGCUCUCUUGGGCCUCGCCUGGAUGCAGGUGACGUACCUGGGCCACGACUCGGGCCACUACGUCAUCAUGAAAACCCGGGGCUACAACAAGCUGGCGCAGAUCCUGACUGGCAACUGCCUGACGGGCAUCUCGAUCGCGUGGUGGAAGUGGACCCACAACGCCCACCACGUGGCGUGCAACAGUCUCGACCACGACCCGGACCUCCAGCACCUCCCAGUCCUAGCCGUCUCGUCACGCCUCUUCUCCUCAAUCACCUCCCGUUUCUACAAUCGCAAGCUCUCGUUCGACUCGUUCGCCCGUCUGCUAGUCAGCUACCAGCACGUCACAUUCUACCCGAUCAUGAUAGUCGCCAGAGUCAACCUCUACCUCCAGACCUUCCUCCUCCUCUGCUCCAAAAACCGAAAAGUUCCCGACCGAACGCUCAACAUACUCGGUAUCCUCGUCUUCUGGACGUGGUUCCCGAUGCUCGUCUCCUGCCUGCCAGACUGGACUGAACGGGUUCUGUUCGUGCUGGCCAGCUUCGCAGUCUGCUCGAUCCAGCACGUGCAGUUCUGCCUCAACCAUUUCGCGGCGGAUGUUUACGUGGGGGCGCCCAAGGGGAACGACUGGUUCGAGAAGCAGACGAGUGGGACGAUUGACAUAUCGUGCUCCAUUUGGAUGGAUUGGUUUUUUGGAGGGCUGCAGUUUCAGUUGGAGCAUCAUUUGUUCCCGAGGUUGCCGAGGUGCCACCUCAGGAGCGUGUCGCCUGUGGUGCAGGAGCUUUGUAAGAAGCAUAACUUGCCGUAUAAUAGUUUGUCGUUUUAUGAGGCGAACAGGUGGACGCUGAGGACGUUGAGGGCGGCGGCGAUUGAAGCCAGGGACUUCUCGUCGCCUGUGAGUAAGAACUUGUUGUGGGAGGCUGUGAACACGCACGGCUGAAGGAUGGUUGGUUUUUGUUGUGUGGUUGGUUGGUGUUUUGGUUUAGUUUAGGACUGUUUGAAUUUGAAUGAUAAGGUGUUUGUAUUGGAGGAUCAACAAUGUGUUUUUCUUUUUCUGUUUCUCUGAGACUGCUUUCUUUAAUUUUUUUUUUUUCCUCGCUUAUUUUCCUUAAUUAUUAUAAGCAUAUUGCUAUUUGGUGAAAAAUGUAUGAAAGAUGGUGUGUGGUGUUAUUACAUUUGUGUAGACUGUAGCUUUUGGAGAGAUAGCUUCAAUGUUCUUCUCACGAG